UUUUUUUUUUUUUUUUUUAAGUCGACAAAUGCAAGCAGGAAAUUAAAGCAAAGUAGGCCAGGGGAAGGAUAAGACCUCCAAGUAUCCUUGGCCUUAGUAGAGAACACCAGGCUUCCCAAUAUGCUUGGGAUAGGAUCUUAGAUACUUUGAAUAUUAUUUGAAUAUUAAAGAAAAGGGUAAAUUUUUGAGGAGCCUACUAAGGGUGCCCAGUCAGAUAUCUAACUAGAGCGUUCAAGUAAACAAAUUAAUAGGGCCUGGGCUAGGAGGGUGAGCUAUUUCCGGCAUGUGACCUUUUCUCACUGACAAUGAGGUAAUCUCCUGAGGAUGCUGAGAAAACGUGAUAGAGCUUGAGGAAACAGUUUGAAAAUAGCACCUUGGGAAUCCCCUACCACAAUCUGUUUCCCCUUGAACUACUUGUGAGCAGGCACGUCUUAAACAUUUUUUGUCCUCAUUUGUACAAAUACAAAUCCUCAUUUGCAUUUGUAGCAGGCUCAAUAAACGAUAGAAUAAAUGGAUGAAUGGAGGAGGAUGAGUGGAGGAGGACGAACGGCCGAGUCUGAGGCUGCGGAGGAGGUGCAACCUUAGAGCCCAGCUCAAAGGCAGUGACCGCCAACCCGCACCUAAAAAAAUCAAGGCUGGAGGCCAAGUGAGAGAACAGCGCCCACAUUAUCCCAGUCUGAAGUCCUGCUCCUUUAGGGGGCGGGGCAAGUUCGCCUCUGCCCUUCAAUUGACCAAUCCCCGCCUCAAUAGGGCGGGGAUUUCAAGCUGUUUUUCCCCCCACACCCCUUAAAGUACUAAAUAUGUUUGGGCGCCGUUCAAACGGACCAAUGAGUGCUCGAUGUUUCCUGCGGUUGGGCCUCACCGAUUGGUCAGAGUUCGUCGUCCCUCCCUCCUUGUCACGCCUUUUGCCCCACCCGGUAGCACACAAGAUGGCGGCGCCCAGCGGAGUAGAGGCCGCGCCUGGGGUUUGCUGAGGCUUGUUCCCUUCCCCGUUGCUCCCUUGGGCGCGAAGCGCCGCAAGCCCAGAGGACGGGGGCCGGGCGGGGUCAGAGGCACCUGCGUAGCUGGACCGCGAGCCCGCGCCCAGCCUGCGCCGCCCCCACCCGGCCCCGGCCUGGCCCGAUCCCUUCCGUUCCCGGUCUCCUCUCGGUCUGACCCAUUGCCUGGCCGUGGUAUGCCACCACCAGGCCUCCAAAGCUGAGGUUUCUCCUCCAGCCCGGGAUCACCUCCACUUUAGAGAUGUUUGGGCUCUUUCCUCCCAAAGAGCCCGCCUUCAAAACCGGGACACCUGGACCGGCAUCUGGCCCCCUUUCCCUCCCCUGAGACUCCACUUCCUUCUAACCCACUUCUUCCUCAGAUCCUCCCUGUAUUGGAGGCUGCUCACUUCUUUCCAAAUUAAUCCCCGACCUCCUCCUUCCCCCAAAUAUUGACAGCCCUGACACCUCCCUCAACCGGGAGCCAGACUUCCUUUUGGACUAACCCCCAUAGCCCUAUCAUGGAGGCUGUGUACCUGGUAGUGAAUGGGGUGGGCCUGUUGCUGGAUGUGCUGACCUUGGUGUUGGACCUCAACUUCCUGCUGGUGUCCUCCCUCCUGGCUUCCCUGGCCUGGCUCCUGGCCUUCAUCUACAACCUGCCAAAUACGGUACUGACUAGUCUUCUGCACUUGGGCCGUGGAGUCUUGCUGUCACUGCUGGCCUUCAUCGAAGCCGUGGUUCCCUUCACCUUUGGGGGCUUUCAGGCCUUGUGUACCGUACUGUACAGCUGCUGUUCUGGCCUGGAAAGCUUAAAGCUCCUGGGGCACCUGGCCUCCCACGGGGCGCUUAGGAGCCGGGAGAUCCUGCACCGGGGUGUUCUCAAUAUGGUCUCCAAUGGCCAUGCUUUGCUGCGCCAGGUCUGUGACAUCUGUGCCAUCACCAUGAGCCUGGUGGCCUAUGUGAUCAAUAGCCUGGUCAACAUCUGCCUCAUUGGCACUCAGAACCUUUUCUCCCUGGUGCUGGCCCUGUGGGAUGCAGUGAUGGGACCGCUGUGGAGGAUGACGGAUGUAGUGGCUGCUUUCCUAGCCCACAUUUCCAGCAGUGCUGUGGCCAUGUCCAUCCUCCUCUGGACCCCCUGCCAACUGGUACUGGAGCUCUUGGCCUCCGCUUCCCGCCUUCUGGCCAGCUUUGUGCUUGUCAACCUCACUGGCCUGCUGCUGCUGGCUUGCGUGCUGGCAGUGACAGUGACUCUUUUGCACCCGGACCUCACCCUGAGGCUGGCCACCCGGGUGCUCAGUCAGCUCCAUGCCCGGCCAUCCUACCACCGGCUCAGAGAGGAUGUUGUGCGGCUCUCUCGCCUAGCACUGGGCUUGGAGGCCUGGCGCCGAGUCUGGAGCCGUAGCCUGCAGCUGGCGAGCUGGCCUAACCGGGGAGGGGCCCCCGGGGCCCCCCAGGGUGGCCCUAGGAGGGUGCCCUCAGCCAGGACCUGGCGACAAGACGCUCUUACUGAAGCUGGGCCCAGAUCAGAGGCAGAAGAAGAGGAGGUCAGGAUGGCCAGAGUGACAGCUGCCCGGGGCCGGGAGAGGCUCAAUGUAGAGGAGCCUGUAGCUGGGCAAGACCCAUGGAAAUUACUGAAGGAGCAAGAGGAGCGGAAGAAGUGCGUCAUCUGCCAGGACCAGAGCAAGACAGUGCUGCUUCUGCCUUGUCGGCACCUGUGCCUCUGCCAGGCCUGCACUGAGAUCCUGAUGCGCCACCCUGUCUACCACCGCAACUGCCCACUGUGCCGCCGGGGCAUCCUGCAGACCCUCAAUGUCUACCUCUGAAGACUCCCUCCCCGUCUGCCCACCUCUCUACGCUCCACGCAGCCACCUGCGCUAGGACAGCAUUCACACCUGAUCUCUGGGUCCCAGCCUGAAGCCCCUCCUGCCCCUAUGGCCGUCCUGCCGAGCCUCGAAGCCAUACGUCCAGGACGUGGAGAUGGGAAGCUGGAAGACUGUGGCUUGGCUGGGGGCAGGGUUACAGCUUAUCCUUACCCAGUGGGUCCCUGUGAUGCCGAGGGUGGUGAGUCUGUCACUCUGCGAGGCCCUGAGACUGUUCUCUGUGGGCUCCCCUCCAGCUUGCCAGGGCCCACCCAGAUGCCCGCAUCUGGGGCUCCCCCUCUCCGCUUCUGAUUGUUCUGUUGGGGAUUUGCAGGUUCUUUCCCUGCUCCCUUCCCACUUCCUCCCCCGCUUCUGCAGCCACACACAUCAGUGUCAUUUGGGUGUUUUGGCAACUCAAGGGCCUUGGAAUGAUCUUGAACAUUUGCCUUCAGCUGGAGCCCCUGUGCUCUGGCAGGCUUUGGGGGUAGGAUCUCUCAGGUGCCCUUAGAGCUACUUCUACCAGUCAUGAUCUUAUGAGGCUCCCUUCUAACCUGACCCAACAGCUGGGAUAAGAAUUAACCCCCAGGUGUGUGUGAGUUUGCACCUGGCUUUGGGACCACGUGUCCUCUGACACCCCAGCACCACUGGGAACCACAGGGGGGAUAGCCAGAUUUCUACUCCUAUCCCUUUCACUCUCCACAUCGCAGAAUGAAAUGGCAUUCUGUUCGUCUCUCCCUGGCAUCGGGGAGGGCAGACUGUGCACAUUUCACUAGGGUCCAAAUACAGAAGGGGCCAGGGCCGAGAGGCAUGCAGCUCCCUGAGGGGUCUGUCUGGCCCAGGAUCCAAUGAAUGAAGUUCUGUUACAGCUCUGAAGGCCUCUGUGUGCAUCCUUGCAAGGGCGAGCCGUCGGUUAGGGUGAUGGAUGCUGCAGCAGGGUCCUUCAGUCCUGCUGGAGUCACAAGUGUGGUUGGUGGGGGACCUGGCAGAGAGAUAAGAUAGGGUGCCUUGGGGAGAGCCCCUGCCAGGUGUGGCUGGCUUUGCUUUCACCCUGUCUGAUUUGUGUCCUCUCACGUGCACAGCUUUUGGAAAGCUCUCCUUAUCUUUUUUAUCUUUCCGGAAUUAGCCCUAGGAGAGAGGAGUGUGAACUUGUUCACCCUUUGGGUCAGCCCUCCCAGCUUUCCUCUGGUGCCACUCUUCCCAGGAGGGAGCUUGGGGUUCCUGCUGCCUGGAGUCCAACCUACCCUCAGAUCCCUGGAGUAGUUGGUGCUUGUCGUGUCUCUUGGCAUAGAGUGGCGCUGUGAUGGGCUGGAGUAUGGCUGUGGGGCCUCCUGGUGGACAGCUGGGAGGCCUGACUCUAGCUCACUGGGUCCA
Messenger RNA from Kogia breviceps (pygmy sperm whale), 4204 nucleotides. It is a transcript of the gene RNF26, whose product is annotated as ring finger protein 26. The record is from RefSeq and is a predicted model, not a curated record. Gene Ontology annotation, molecular function: ubiquitin protein ligase activity. Gene Ontology annotation, biological process: ubiquitin-dependent protein catabolic process; protein ubiquitination. Lineage: Eukaryota; Metazoa; Chordata; Mammalia; Artiodactyla; Physeteridae.